GGGAAAUAUUGCGUCAGUUUCAGUAAAAGCCACUUUCCCCGGCGGGGAGGGAACAAGAAUCCAAACUGCAGCCGCCAAACAACACGCUGCAGCGAAACCCCGACUCCUGACCUUCAGCGGUCACUGAAGAUUUCAGUGUAACUGAGUUACACAGGAGAGAAAUGUAGACAGGGACACACCACUGAAAUCGUCAGUCCUUGCAGCUUAAAGGAGAAAGAAAAAAAAGAAGAAAGGAGUGAUUUAGUUCUGACGAAGAGUCGGGAGUCGGGACUCAAGCGCUCACAAUGUCUUCUCGCACCGGACUGCGCAUGCAGCUAAUGCGGGAGCAGCUACAGCAGGAGGAGCAGCGGGAGAGAGAGCAGCAGCAACAAGCAACCCUGCAUUACAUGCAGCAACGCAUGGCAGUCAAUGCCACACCUGCCAUUAACGUUAGCAACUCUGCCUCCUACCAGCCCCGGCCACUGGUUCCUGUUGAGGUUCUAAAGGUUGAGACUCACCUGGAGAAUCCCACCAAAUACCACAUCCAACAAUCGCAGAGGCAGCAGGUGAAGCAAUAUCUCUCCACCACAUUAGGCAACAAGUUUGCUGUACAGCCCCUGUCGAUGGGGCACUCACACUCUGUGCAAUCUUUGGCUGUCUCGCCUAGUUUGAGGAAUGAUCACGUGAUGUCCAGCUCUACUGGAAACAGUGCCCCAAACAGCCCCAUGGCCAUGCUCAACAUUGGCUCAAAUCCCGAACAAGAGAUGGGCGAUGUGAUUGAUGAUAUUAUUAGCCUCGAAUCCAGCUACAAUGAUGAUAUUCUCGGGUACACGGACCCUGCUCUACAGGCCCCGAACACAUUGCCUCUUUCCACUAGUCACUUGGAGGUUUAUUCAAGUCAUGGAAUUGCAGCACCCACCAGCACUUCAUGCCCCGCCAAUAUUGCCAUUAAAAGGGAAAUGUCAGGUAAACUGUACUUGAAUGCAGAAGCACGAGCUUUGGCUAAAGAGCGGCAGAAGAAAGACAAUCACAACCUGAUUGAACGCAGGCGAAGGUUUAACAUCAAUGACCGGAUAAAAGAGUUGGGAAUGCUCAUCCCCAAAUCCAAUGAUCUAGAUGUUCGCUGGAAUAAGGGCACAAUAUUAAAAGCCUCAGUGGAGUACAUCAAAAGACUGCAGAAGGAGCAGCAAAGAACCAGGGAGAUGGAGGGCCAAUCAAAGAGGCUGGAGAUGACCAAUAGCCACCUCCGUUUUCGCAUUCAGGAACUGGAGAUGCAAGCUCAGGCCCAUGGACUAUCUACCAUCUCACCCUCGGGGCUAAACACAUCAGAGCUCACCGGCUCCUCCAUCAAACAUGAGGAAAAUAUCAUGGACUCCCUUCAGCACCAGCACCAGCAUCACCUGCAGCCUCAAAGCCAGCUGGAGUUUAUUCAGCCCCAUGACCUUUGUGACAGCUCGCUGAGCUUUGCUGACGCCAUGAGCCAAUUUACUGACCUCUCCUUCAGCAUUCCCGCCAAAAAGGAAUACCAGCUGGAUGACAUGCUAAUGAUGGACGAUGCGGUCUCUCCAUUGGGCCGAGAUCCCUUGCUCUCCUCGGGGUCACCAGGGGCUUCCAAAGCAAGUAGCCGAAGGAGCAGCACUAGCAUAGAUGAUGCUGACAUUCUGUGACACAGAACAUUUGGUAUUGGUUGACAAAGCGCGUGUACACACACACAUAUACACACACACGCACUAUAAAACUAUCGGAUGGGUAAGCUGGGGUUACGCUAGCCUUUUGAGGUUUGAGAGUUGUUGUCCUGAGCCUCUACUGAAUUUGAAGAAUGUGUCAAAAGUUUCUCUGUCUUUCUUCGGGAUUUGAAGAUUUUCAUAUUGUCAUGUCAUUUUGCAGACCAUAUUUUACAGUGAUUUUUUUUUGCA
Molecule: messenger RNA, 1895 nt
Organism: Carcharodon carcharias (great white shark)
Lineage: Eukaryota; Metazoa; Chordata; Chondrichthyes; Lamniformes; Lamnidae
Gene: tfeb
Product: transcription factor EB
Exons: 10
Coding region: 285-1646 (453 amino acids)
Biological process (GO): humoral immune response; regulation of transcription by RNA polymerase II; positive regulation of DNA-templated transcription
Cellular component (GO): nucleus
Molecular function (GO): RNA polymerase II cis-regulatory region sequence-specific DNA binding; DNA-binding transcription factor activity, RNA polymerase II-specific; protein dimerization activity
Source: RefSeq, a predicted model, not a curated record